GAAUCUUGAGAAAUUCUGGACUUUCAAAACAUUUUUUCUUCUUAUCUUCUUUCAUAAGUGACUAAAUUUCUCACCUUACCUUGGUUUUGUAACUUGAAACUUUUUAGUGGUUAGUUGUUUAUGACAUACUGAUUAUGCUUUUGUGUUCAUCUUUUUACCCAGGUAGAGGUUGAUAUAUUGUUUGACUAUAUGGGGUCUAGAAAAAAACGAAUAACAUUUGAAGAUGAAACAGAACGAACAGGAAGAAGAAGGAGUAGCAGGAUUGUUGCUUUGGAAGAGAAGAAGAAGCAGGAAAGAGAGAGAAAGCUUGCACAAGCAUUGGAAAAUGACGUCAGAAACAAUGGAAAACACAAGGCAACAAUGGAGCUACGUGAUGAUGACAUGAGUGAUUCUAAUAACAAUGACGAUGAGGAGGGGCCAACCAAGAAGAGACACAAAAGCAAAGAACUAAAUCAAUUGAUCUCUUCAAUUAAGGCAUUAGAAAGACAAUUUCAGAAUGCAAAUACUUCUGGAACAAAUGUCUCAUCUCUGAAUGGUAUGCCCCUAAAGCAGAUCCUUGAAAUGAUCAUUGAUUUUUUACAAAGGAAAGACCUGCAUGAGCUAUUUGCCAAGCCAGUAAAUCAAAAGGUGGAGCAUCAUAAUGAAAUUGUGCAGCAGACAAUGGAUUUCGGUACCAUGAGGGCCAAACUUCACGAGGGCAUGUACACAGAUCUUGAACAGUUCAAGCGUGAUGUCUUUCUUAUAUGCUCCAAUGCAAUGAAUGCUAAUCCAGAAAACUCAAAAUAUCAUCAAGUGGCUGAAGAUAUAAGUAAGUAUGCUAAGUGGAUUUUUGAGGCUCUAAGUGCUGACCCCGAACAUUUUGAAUUGGAAUUUUCCCUCAACAAGAAACGCUCUGGUAGAAAGCCACAAAGUGGGCAAAGGAGAACCUCACAGAAGGUUUCUUCUAAACCUGCUGGGAGAAACAAGUCUAGUUCUGUUACAGUUCCUGAAACAGAAAAGAGGGACACGUAUUGCCCUCCAAGUAAGCCACUGGUUUCAGAAUUGAAGAAAAAUGCAACUACGUACAAAGAAAGUCCAUUGCGAAUUGUGGAAGAUACGGGACCGACUGCUGAAAAUAUUGCAGCCAAACAAAUAGAAGAAUAUCAGAGACAGAUUGAGCUCCUUAAAAAUGAUACUCUCAAUGCUCAGACACUUGCUCUUUCCCCUUGCAAAAUCUUUUUGGAUUUAUGCUGUUAG
Messenger RNA from Cajanus cajan (pigeon pea), 1236 nucleotides. NCBI's taxonomy places the organism in Eukaryota, Viridiplantae, Streptophyta, Magnoliopsida, Fabales, Fabaceae. The record is from RefSeq and is a predicted model, not a curated record.